Molecule: messenger RNA, 2476 nt
Organism: Xiphophorus hellerii (green swordtail)
Lineage: Eukaryota; Metazoa; Chordata; Actinopteri; Cyprinodontiformes; Poeciliidae
Gene: rassf6
Product: Ras association domain family member 6
Exons: 13
Coding region: 1177-2352 (391 amino acids)
Biological process (GO): signal transduction
Source: RefSeq, a predicted model, not a curated record
UAAUUAACCAGCUGCUGUGGGGUUGCUACACAGCCUCACCUCCUGCAGCACCAACUGUACUUCAGACCUUUGAACGCAAACAAAUGCACAAACAUUCGACUUCUAAACAUGUAGUGGAAAUCUACAUCAUUGUUUAGAAGAUCAGACGAAAGACUGGCCAGAAACAAGCAAGCUGGUCUGGUUUGGAGAGAACCAUUGAGCUAAAUGGAUCUGCUGAAAUCCUGAAAAAAAAAAAAACUUGGAAGAUUCAAAAGUGUUGCAGGGACUCACCUUCUAUACUUAUACUUCAAUGAUACUUAAAAUUGAAAUAAAUAAAUCCCCUUGAAACUAGAAUAAAUGUGCAUGUCUAACAACAUUGGAGGCCAUUUAAAAAUUGCCCCCAUCUUCAUUAAAUUUAACACAAACAAAUGACAACAAAGCAAAUUCUGGGAGCUGUGUAAAACUUCAUUGGGUUGCGCCGGGUUCUGAGCACUUCUUUUGUUCAACUGUCAACCAGACAUGAACAGCGCAGACAUUUCCUUCACCACAACAAACAGGUUGGGGCAGAUGAAAAUUCUAAAAACAAAACAAAAUGUCAAUUAAAUGAACCACUGCUGCUGUUCCUUUUACACUGUCAAAGAAAAACGGAGGAAAUAAAAGAAGAGUAGGAGCAAAGAUACUCCAGCAGUCGCUGGUUCCAGUGGGAGGCUUCAGCGUCUGUGGUCAAAAUAUAAACAAAUGGUUUGCCCUACGCUGUCAUCACUGGUUACUGGGUGGAGCACUGUCAUUAAAGCUCCUGGAAACAUGCAGGAAAAAAAAGAAAGUGAAAGAGUAAAGGGACGGUUAGGGAGAACAGGAUAAAUAUAACUUCAGACAGAGAAAGAAAGAACUGGAAAUCUUUUUUUAAAAGCACAGAAAGAAGAAAUCGACUGGGACAAAGACAAAAUCAAGAGGUUAUCUCAGAUUUUCAAUGUCGGAGCGGGUAAGACUUUUAUUUUCUAGUAGCAUUUUGAAAGGAUUGACACUACGAUGGUUGUACGAGUGCAGGAAGACCAGUUUUAGCAUUGUCGUUCCACAGGUUUCGUGUUGUAUACUGCUUGACGCUUUAGGAUUCAGCAUGACUGCUUUGUAUUUGUGCUGACAAGUGAUCACAGUUGAUCCUGUUGUUUUUUUUUUCUCUGCAGUAGCUGAACAGAGAUGAACAAAGCUCCUCUGCCUGCAGUGAUCCAAGCAGGCAGCGGGAGGGCGCUGUCUAGAGCAGGGUUUUUGUCACUUUUGAACACCUACAACUGUUACCUGAAGGACCAGACUCAGCUGCACCUCACCUAUUCUCAGGGGCAUGGUGGGCAGGUGAUAGUGGAGGGCUUUCUGAACAUCUCCUGGGGAGUACGACGACCAAUCAGACUGAAGAUACAGGAUGACAAACAGAUUCUUCCCCUUCAGUCUCCAACUUCAGUUGAUCCCACCAGUCAAAACAGCCCCCUUGGGAGCAAAAGUACUAUGUCACGAUGGGGAGAAUACAGCGAGGUUCACCAGAUAAAGGAGCCAGAGGCAGCACAAGAAACAAUCUUCACAGAUCCUCUACCAGAUCCCGUCAGCCCAAUCAGCCCUCUGGGGAGCAAAAGCACUAUGUCACGAUGGGGAGAAUACAGUGAGCUUCACCAAAUAGAUGAGAUGGCAGAGACAGAGGCAGCACAGGAAACAGUCGUCAAAGAUCCUUUGCCAGGGCCUCCGGUUUAUGAGACCGCCACCCUGCGUCCUAUGAGGCACAGGAGCCCUGAGCUGGAGCCAGAGUCCAACCUUGUUCGCUGCAUGAGCGAUGUCUCGUUGGUGAAGAGGAGGAAGGGCAGGGGCAAGUCAGCAGCACAAAGAGAGAAAGAAAAACAGCAUCGCUUUUCUAUCAACGGACAUUUUUACAACUACAAAACCUCUAUAUUCACUCCAUCAUUUGACACUUCAACUAAAGUUCGCAUCUCGAGCAGGAUGACCACAGACCAAGUCAUCGAACAGCUGCUAAACAAGUUCAAGAUAGAAAAUGAUCCACAGGAGUUUGCAUUGUACUGUGUUCACCAGAGUGGAGAAAAAAGAAAGCUGAGUCACAGAGAUCAUCCACUGUGGGAACGAAUCCUGCAGGGUCCCUCUGAUGACAUCAUGAAGGUAUUCCUAAUGGACAUGCAUGAAGAAGAAGUCAGCAAUGACGUUGCUCAGUAUCUGAACUUGGAGCUACCCAUCUUGGAUCAGUUUCUGCUCAAACUCAGAGAGGAGGAAAACAGAGAGAUUCAAAGGGUCAUCAACAAGUACCAACACCAGCACAGACUGCUGUCUCAUAUGCUGAGCUUUAAGACGUCCCCUCACAUUGAGACCAGUGUCUGACCACUUCCGAACUCAGUGAAAGGAAGAAAAAGUAUCUCUGAGGAACUCUAAACAUCUGAAAAACUUUUUCUUAUUCAUAACAUUUAGGCUAUGAAAAGGAGUUUGGAAAACAACAUAAAAAACA